Messenger RNA from Dermacentor albipictus, 4963 nucleotides. RefSeq names its product sodium- and chloride-dependent glycine transporter 1-like. NCBI's taxonomy places the organism in Eukaryota, Metazoa, Arthropoda, Arachnida, Ixodida, Ixodidae. The record is from RefSeq and is a predicted model, not a curated record. Gene Ontology annotation, cellular component: plasma membrane. Gene Ontology annotation, molecular function: L-amino acid transmembrane transporter activity. Gene Ontology annotation, biological process: sodium ion transmembrane transport.
UCCAACGCCGACGCAGGUCCCGGGUGAGCCAAAGGAGAACAAAACAGAAGCGAAAGGAACAGAGAGAGCGCGAUAGAUAAAAGAAAGGAACUGCAAGACACGCUCGCGCCCUACAUGUUGGUGUGUGUAUCCCCAGCGCAUCAUUGAUCGAAGCCGUGACGUUGUCGAGCCCCUCCCCCGCGUCCUCGUCGGCGGGCGCAUGCGCGGUCCCGGCCUCCGGAAGAGGACCGUGGCGGAUCUCAGGUUCUCCGUUUGUUGUGGCCCGCCGUAGCCGCUGCGCUCCGCGUGACGACGUCGCCUGCCUCCACACAAACUGCUGGCCCGCACGGGACGCCCUCCGGCAUCGAAAGUUCAUGUGGUGCGCGGUGUGGGGACGACGCGGAGCUUUCCUGGAAGACGGUGCAACGGGUGCAGAAGAGGCGACGAAAGGAAAGCGAAGGACAAGGAUCAUUGUCUCAUUCCGGCGCUAAUGAUCGCGCGUGAAGCGGCGGCAGCGUCCCCACUACCGCCAACAGCAGCAGCAGCAGAAGCACGGUCCCCGCACGCGGAGCGCACUGCACUACGCGGUCGGCCGAAGCGACACGCGAGCGAGGAUUUUCGCCGCCGCGGAGGCGAUGCUCGGCUUCGCCGUCCUAGAGCCCACUAAGCCUAGGAGUCGCGGUGGAAACUUCGCUGCAGCGGGGUACGUGUGCGCGCUGUCGUCGCCGUUAAGCCUAAUGUGAGUUCGAGUUUAAGGCGCACGCUUGUUUAUUAUCUGCUCUUCGCUUUGUUGCUUGCGCCACUACGCUUGCGUCAAGAGCUGGGCCUGUCCCGUCUGGGGAAGAGGCAAGAAAGUAAAGGAAAGAGCCCACGAUGGACAACCCGAACGCAAACUUCGACGAUGAUAGCCUGUCUGAGGAAGAGGCUGGCGAGACGAUCAGGCUGCGACCCUUUCUCGACUGGAGGAAUGACAUGGAGCAGGAGUUUCCACGGGUCAGCUCCCAGGUGCCCUUGUCCCCGCGGGGAGGCGAGGACGAGGAGCGGGGCUCGGACGGCGAGUACGUCGAGCGCGGCACUUGGACCGGCCGCUUCGACUUCAUACUCUCCCUGCUGGGCUACUCGGUCGGCCUCGGAAACGUCUGGAGGUUUCCAUACCUCGUCUACAGCAACGGAGGCGGGGCCUUCCUGAUCCCGUUCUUUGUGAUGAUGAUCCUUGCGGGACUUCCGCUCAUGUUCAUGGAGCUGUCCUUCGGGCAGUACUCUAGUCUGGGGCCCAUCGCCAUCUUUGAACGCUUCUGCCCUCUCUUCCAUGGUCUAGGCUACGGUAUGGUGAUUGUGUCCGGCAUCGUUAUGCUCUACUACAACCUGAUCAUCGCCUGGACGCUGUUCUAUAUGUUCGCAUCCUGGUCCAAAACGCUGCCUUGGGAGAAAUGCGACCCGGAGUGGUGCACUCCAGCCUGCUAUCAGUACGAAGACGCCGACGCGUGCUUUAGGACCAACGGAUCCUAUUACAACCAGACCUGCUUCAACCAAAGUAUGGCCCAAGAACUGAAUAUAUCAGCCCUUGUAAAGAACAUGGCAAAGCGAACGCCAUCGGCUGAAUACUUCAGGUUCUUCGUGCUCGGCGAAUCUCCCAGUAUACGAGAAACGGGCGAGAUACGGUGGCCUUUGGCCUUGUGCUUGCUACUUGCCUGGAUCAUUGUCUUCCUAUGCCUCUGCAAAGGCGUCCAGUCCUCGGGAAAAGUGGUGUACUUUACUGCCCUUUUUCCCUACGUGGUGCUGGUGAUAUUGUUUUUCCGCGGUGUUACCUUGCCUGGUGCCUAUGAGGGAAUCAUGUUCUACGUCACGCCCAACUGGAGGCUACUACUUACCCCGCAGGUCUGGGGAGAUGCGGCGGUGCAGAUAUUUUUCGCUCUCAGUCCUGCUUGGGGAGGACUCAUCACACUGUCGUCUUACAACAAGUUUCAUAAUGACUGCUACAAGGACUCCCUGAUUGUGUCCGUGAGCAACGUGCUCACGAGCAUCUUUGCCGGCUUCGUGAUCUUCUCGGUGAUCGGGUACCUGGCGCACGAGCUGAACGUCGAAGUGGAGCACGUCGUGGACCAGGGCGCCGGCCUCGCCUUCAUCGUCUACCCUGAAGUGGUGGCCCGAUUGCCGGUGGCGCCCCUCUGGGCUUUCCUCUUCUUCUUCAUGCUGCUCACACUCGGCCUCGACAGCCAGUUUGCCCUUCUAGAGACCGUGUCAACAGCAAUCUUUGACCGAUUUCCAAGCCUUCGAGAAAAGAAAACAUUCGUGGUUCUCGCAAUAUCAGUCUUUGGCUACUUCGGUGGUCUAAUAUUCACGACACGGGCUGGAGUCCACUGGCUGGAGCUAUUCGACAAGUACGCCGCAAGUCUGUCCGUGCUAGUCAUUGCCAUUGGGGAGUGCACAAUUAUCGCCUGGUACUACGGCGCGGAGAAAUUCCUCUGCGACAUCGAGAAAAUGAUCGGAUCUCGCUCCUAUGCGUGGACAAGGUUCUGGACCAUCAUGUGGAAAUACUUCACACCAGCCACGUUAGUGUUCAUCCUGAUCUUCAACAUCGUGGAGCACUCUCAAGCGAAAGGCAAGGACUACCCGCCCUGGGCCAUCGGCGUCGGCUGGACCAUCGUGUUCAUACCGCUCGCCACCAUUGUCGUGCUCAUGGUCAUCAAGCUUUGCUCAGUGCCUAAGGGCAGCCUGGCACACCGUGUGGCCGUCACCAUGAGGCCCACCGAGGGCUGGGGCCCGGCGCAGACGCAGCAGUCGCUGAGGCCCGACGUCACGGACGAGAAUGGUAGCAUGAACGGCGGUAUCGGGCGCGAGAACUCCUUCGACAACCCCUCCUUCAACGUGACUUACACGUUCGAGACGACCAUCUGAUGACUGCAGGACCUCUGCACCUCCCUGCGAAGCAAGAACAGGGCCAACGACUGAAUCCGAGCCGCCUCGAGGGCGGCUAACCGGACUCAGCGGACGAGGUGCAGACGGGCGCAGCCGCACUUUAAUCAAAGCUGACGACUAAGGAGCAUCGAGUUGAACGCGGUCCUCCCCAACUCUCCGCUCUGGUUCUACCUGAGAACGCAUGCGGACACUCGGUGCCUGGUGACGCGCGUGCGACACCAGGGUUUGUCGUUUACGAGAACGCCGCUUAUGGUUCAAGAUGUGAUGAGGCAGCAUGUUUCUUCGGAAACGCUUUUUUUUUUUGUUAGUGACGGACGUGGGCCGCACGCAGGAAAAGGCGCGUCAGAUUGCGCUCCUUUUUCAUUUUAGGUUUUCCAGCCCACGCGCGCGUCCAGCCGUGAGAAGUUGAUUGGUGACUCCGCGGAGUUCGCCUUUUUGAGCUGUUCCGUGAAGGAGUCGGGAAGCCGAAGAGCACUCAGUAGGACGGUUGAGCCAAAGCCACAACGUUAUAUUUCCAUGCAGACUCAACACAGGAAGAAUGUUGUUCCCUUACUCAACGCGUGUCAGCAUGUUAGUGAGAAAAACAGUGUGUGCUUGAAAAUUCUGUUUAGCAAAAACUUCCUCGAACGAGGCGAGCGUAGAAAAGGUUAUGACUAGCUGAUCACGUGUGUAAUUUUCAUUUUUUUUAGAUACUGACGUCACACUCUGUUCGCUCAUUGUGGCAUUGUUUUAUGUUUUUGAACUGUACUGUAACGUGUAAAUAUCUGCAUUUCUCGUUUUAUUUCUCACUGUGCGUGAACGUGUGGCUCUGUUUCCCGGUGAAGCAACCAUCACGCCGCAUAUGUGUUCUUGCUGACCUCAACUUGUCUCUGAUCUCGUCACUGUACUUUCAAGCUGUGAGAAUGCCUCUAAGCCCUCCCGUCUUAAUGGCUUUUCACUUAUAGGCAACUCCUCUCAGUUGGAACCAGCCAAAAAGCAGCGUUUCAUGCGCAUUUGUAGAGAGACAUUACGUACAGUACAUGCCAGCUGAGAAGCCUCACAUUCUCAUGGUUUCUCGACAGCCGCAUCAUGUUGGGCACAUUCCAGAGAAAAUGACGUCAGCAAGCAUUUCGAUCGCCCGUCGCUGCUAGCGGCGUCUGCUUGUGAUCCUGAUGUUCACACGAGAUCUCUGUAACAUAUAGCAUCGUCAAGAUUGACAUGAAGUUUAUUUCUCCCAACACAGCACUGCUUGUACAAAACGGUAUAUUGUUGAUAGCCUGCUUAUUUAUUCGUUCGCCGUCGCUCUUGUUGGAUGAUUAACGGUUGAGUUUGAAGAAAUCUAUGUGACGCCCCUUCAAUGAAGGCUCCGUGUCGUUGUCGUGUAUGCAUGUGAUUUUCGUUUCUUUUUCGCCCGAGACAAUGUUUGCUGGUGUGAACAAAUGAUCCUGUGCUUAUAUAUCGCACUUAAUUUUCUUCAGUUUGCUAAGAGAGGGCGAAUACUCACUGACAUACUGCUAGACUUAGAGAAAUCGUACGCUGAACCGCUUAGUUGGUGUUACAUUAGUCGUGUAUUGUGUAGUCUAUGAUGAUGAUGUUGUGGCCGGUCCGGGUAACUGGUGGUUAGAAUGUGAUCGCAGAAUCCUUGUGACGAGUUUUUGUCAUGAAGUGUGAUUCCUCGAGUUGUUGACGCUUAGCGUAGUAUAUCGAGUUAUAGCCUUGUAAGAAAAAAAAAGUGACACUUGCAAAACUGAUGAAGUGCUUGACAUUGUACAUUCAGAGGUUAUUUUACAUAGUUAACAUUUUUGUAGAGCAUAGCACGUAAUUUCUGGAGCGGGGUGCACCGCCGCAAGCGGCCUCCGUGGAUGAACACACACGAUCGCUGCCAUCUGAUAAUGCGCGUGGCCGCGCAUCGCAUGAAAAUUUGUGUACGGGUUUUUGUUGCGCAGCAUGCAUUCUGAUAGCAGUGGGAAAUACUUGCGUUAGUCAUUCCAACUAAGUGUUCAAUGUUCCAUUGCUCGUCACACGUAGACUCUGAGAGUCGUAGUUCAUGCUUACUUUGUCCACUCGGUUAAAGAUUUUGUUCCCG